CAAAGGCGGGCGCAAUCCAACGCAUCAAUUUUCGCUACCACUGCAGACCACCACUACAACCUGCAAAAAAAAAACACGACGAGAUAACCUCAAGCAACGCGAUUAUUUUUGCAUUUCCACCACCGUCGCAUAACCAACCUCGUAGUCUACCACUUUCCAGACAAGAUGUCUGUCGUCGGUGUCGACUUCGGUACCCUCAACACCGCCAUCGCUGUUGCGCGGAAUCGAGGUGUUGAUGUUAUCAGCAAUGAAGUGUCCAACCGAGCUACUCCUUCCCUAGUGGGGUUUGGUCCUCGAUCCCGCUAUCUGGGCGAGCCGGCAAAGACACAAGAGAUUUCCAAUCUUAAGAACACAGUCAGCUCCCUCAAGCGCUUAGCCGGCCGAAGCUUCAAGGACCCAGAUGUCGCCAUCGAGCAGAAAUACUGUUCUGCGCUCCUCGUCGACUGCAAUGGCCAGGUCGGCGCAGAGGUCUCGUACUUGGGCGAGACGAAGAGGUUCACUGCCACCGAGCUGACGGCCAUGUUCCUCAGCAAGAUCAAGCAGACAGCAGCAGCUGAGCUGAAGCUGCCUGUGUCAGACCUCGUCAUGAGCGUGCCCGCAUGGUUCACCGAUGUCCAACGAAGGGCCCUGCUAGACUCUGCUGAGAUUGCUGGCCUGAAGAUGCUGCGCCUCAUGAACGACACAACCGCCGCGGCCUUGGGCUACGGUAUCACAAAGCUGGAUCUCCCCGGCCCCGAGGAGAAACCACGUCGGGUCGCCUUCAUUGAUAUCGGCCACAGUAACUAUACGUGCUCCAUCGUCGAGUUUAAGAAGGGCGAGCUUGCCGUCAAGGCGACUGCCUUCGAUCGCCAUUUCGGUGGCCGUGACUUCAACCUGGCUCUCGUCAACCACCUACAGAAGGAGUUCAAGGGCAAAUAUCACAUCGACAUCAAGACCAACCCCAAGGCCAUGGUCCGCGUGGAUGCCGCCGCCGAGAAGCUCAAGAAGAUCUUGUCUGCCAACCAGCAGGCACCCAUAAACAUCGAGUCGCUCAUGAACGACAUAGAUGUCACGGCCAUGAUUACACGGGAGGAGUUCGAGGCCAUGAUUGAGCCUCUCCUCCAAAAAGUCACGGUUCCGCUGGAGCAGGCCCUCGCUGAGGCUAAGCUUACGAAGGAUGACAUCGAUGUUGUCGAGCUGGUCGGUGGCUGCACUCGUGUCCCUGCCCUGAAGGAGCGCAUCCAGGCUUUCUUCGGAAAAACACUGUCUUUCACUCUCAACCAAGACGAAGCCAUCGCAAGAGGCUGCGCAUUUAGCUGCGCCAUUCUCUCGCCUGUCUUCAAGGUCCGCGACUUCGCCGUCCAGGACAUCGUCAGCUACCCGAUCGAGUUUUCUUGGGAAAAAGAUGCCGACAUCCCCGACGAGGACACGAGCCUGACCGUCUUCAACAGGGGCAACGUCCUGCCCUCCACGAAGAUUCUGACUUUCUACCGCAAGCAGCCCUUCGAUCUCGAAGCCAGAUACGCCAAGGUCGAGGAUCUGCCUGGUAAGAUGAGCCCCUUCAUUGGCCGGUUCUCCGUCAAGGGCGUUAAGGCCGAUCCCAAGACCGAGUUCAUGAUCUGCAAGCUGAAGGCCCGCGUCAAUAUCCACGGCAUUCUCAACGUGGAAAGCGGCUACUUCGUCGAGGACCAGGAGGUGGAGGAGGAGAUCAAAGAGGAGUCUAAGGACGGCGACAAGAAGGAUCCAGAUGCUAUGGAUACGGACGACAAGAAGGAUGACGGCAAGCCCAAGACACGAAAGGUGAAGAAACAGGUACGCAAGGGCGACCUACCUAUCGUGGCUGGCACGACAUCUCUCGACACAGCUGCGAAGCAGGCGGCCAGCGAGAAGGAGUUAUCCAUGGUCAUGGAGGACAAGCUCGUCGCCGAUACCGAGGAGAAGAAGAACGAGUUGGAGACGUAUAUCUACGACCUGCGUAACAAGAUCGAUGAACAGUACUCCGAAUUUGCCAGUGAGGAAGAGAAGGAGAAGAUCCGAACGAAGCUGACAGAAAGCGAGGACUGGUUGUACGAAGAUGGCGAGGAUGCCAGCAAGGCUGUAUAUAUCGCCAAGAUGGACGAGAUCCGGGCCAUGGCUGGCCCCAUCACGCAAAGAUACUUCGACAAGGUCGAGGCCGACCGCCAAGCGGUGCAGGCCAGGCUCGACGCCGAGAACGCACAGAGGAAGGCGGCCGAAGAGGAGGCUCGCAAAACCGCUGAGCCCGCUAAGGACGAGCCCAUGACGGAUGUUGAGCAAGCCCCCGAGACGGAGGCCAAGGAGUAAAAAGAAAAAGAAGAGUUUAGAGCACACUGCGGAACGGAACGUAAUGCUUGAAAUGAGUUUCGGGGAUCGUGUUGCUGAUGUGCCCGGAUGGAUGGAUGGAUAAACAAUAGAUAGACCCCCCACCCCCCGGAAUGGAUGAUCCAUUAUGAAUGAACACUUGCGUUAACGAUAAUUGACCGAUGCGUUCCUUGG
Messenger RNA from Pseudomassariella vexata, 2493 nucleotides. RefSeq names its product hsp88-like protein. Gene Ontology annotation, cellular component: cytosol; nucleus. The record is from RefSeq and is a predicted model, not a curated record. Bases 166 to 2301 code for a protein of 711 amino acids. NCBI's taxonomy places the organism in Eukaryota, Fungi, Ascomycota, Sordariomycetes, Amphisphaeriales, Pseudomassariaceae. The transcript has 4 exons. Gene Ontology annotation, biological process: protein folding. Gene Ontology annotation, molecular function: ATP-dependent protein folding chaperone; ATP binding.